UUGAGGUAAAAAUAUGAUGUAUUUAUUGUACUAUAUUAAGAGGGUUCAAAUCUCAAAAUCGCAUCGGGUCCUCUUCAAAAUUUCAACACUUCUCACUUUCUCUCUGAACUUUGAAUUCAAUCUUCCAAUCGACGACAAAGGGUUUCCAAGGGUUUAAGCCAAAACCCAAUUCGAACCCUAAAUUUCCCAAUUUCUUCACUCGAUCUUGCACUCCCUCUCACCAUCUCCCAAAUUCCCAAUCGAUUCUUUAUGCCCUUGGAUCUAAUCAAUCAUCGAAGCGACAUUGUUGAGAUUUGUUAUUGAUGAAUUUUGGGAAUCAAGAAUUAUAGUGAUUUGAGGAAUGUUUUGCUGAAUAUGAGCAAUGGCAAUGGGAAGACUGGAAAACAGAUUGAACAGGCUGGUCCCACAUGUAGAAGGAAGAAAGUAAGUGGUGGUGAUGAAUUUGCACAAGCCAUUGCGAAGAUUGCGGUAGCUCAAGUAUGCGAAAGUAAAGGUUUUCAGGGAUUUCAACAGUCAGCGCUUGAGACAAUGUCUGAUGUUACUGCUCGGUAUAUUAUGAGCAUUGGGAAAUCUGCGAAUUCUUAUGCUAAUCUUGCUGGUAGAGCUGAAUGCAAUAUUUUUGACGUCAUUCAAGGGUUAGAAGAUAUGGGAUAUGCGCAGGGGUUUACGGGUGCUUCGGAUAUUGAUCACUGGCUUGAAGAUUCGGGUGUUGUUCGUGAAAUUAGUCAGUUUGUUAAUGAGGUUGAACCUGUUAUGUUUGCACACCCCAUUCCUCCGUUUCCAGUUGUGAAAGAACGGGUGUUGCCUCCGAGUUUCUUGCAAAAAGGAGAAGAGCCUCCCGAUGAUCAUAUUCCGGCGUGGUUGCCUGCAUUCCCUGAUCCAGAAACGUUUUCACAGUCAGCUACAGUCAAUGGAAGAGGGACAGAACCUCAUGCUACCAAAGUUGAAAAUGAUAAUAGCAAUGGGGAUCGGCCUCUAUUGAAUUCACAGCAGCAGAUUGUCUCUAGUAUGUUUGGAAACACCGCCAUGAAUGACCCUGCAGUUCCUAAGGCAAAUACAGUAGCAGCAGAAAGUAACCCUUUCCUUGCUGCACCUUUGAAAUUUGAGGAUAAGGAAGUUGCUUCCAUUGCCCCACCAGCUAAAUUCUUUAAUAAUACUGUAGCUUCUGAUAUUCCCAUUUUAGAAAAUUUUGUUGAAAAUGAACCCAUUUCAGUAUUGGAGACGUUUGCUCCGGCAAUUGAAGCGAUAAAAAGCACAUGCAGUGAUUCCAGGGAAGAUCAGACCAAAUUUCCUGUGAAAGAGAAACCUACUGUACGAUUUAAGGUAGGGACUAAGAAUAAAUUCUUAGCAAGGUCCAUUGGUUUGAUUCCGCAAAACGAGGAGCAUAAUAAGACUUUGCCGUGGUUUGCGAUGGAAGAUGAGAAGGAUGACAGGAAAAGAAGGGCUGAGAAAAUUUUGAGAGAAUCUUUGGAAAACCCAGAUCAGCUUGUUCAGUUGUAAUAUAGAUUGCUUUAUUAGAAUCUGUAUACUUGAUCAUGAGAAUAUCAUGAUAAUUGUUUCUGGGAUAUUGAAAUCUAGCUAACUGUCUGCUUAUAUGGGCAUUAUAGGAUGGAUGUUACUAGUUUAACAAUCUUUCAGGUAUGUGUAUCAUGUAUGUCAAUUGUUUGGUAGAUCAAUGUAUGAUUCUUUGUGUAUGUCAAUUGCUUGGUAGAUCAAUUUAUGAUUCUUUUAAUUGAAA
Molecule: messenger RNA, 1738 nt
Organism: Trifolium pratense (red clover)
Lineage: Eukaryota; Viridiplantae; Streptophyta; Magnoliopsida; Fabales; Fabaceae
Product: transcription initiation factor TFIID subunit 8-like
Exons: 2
Coding region: 355-1500 (381 amino acids)
Cellular component (GO): transcription factor TFIID complex
Molecular function (GO): protein heterodimerization activity
Source: RefSeq, a predicted model, not a curated record